CACUCGGAUUGUAGGCAACAGUUUACUUCCUGGGAUUAGUGACGUAGAUAAGACCAACAUUAUCAUAGUUCAGCCCUCUCUGCUUUGCUUGGGUACGCCCUCAAAGACGAGGGUGGGGAGCGCCGAGUCAGAAGAGAGCUAAAAUGGCGGAGGUUGGGAGUCCCUGCUUUGACUCUGUUUGCAAACUCUUGUUUCAUCGUUUAAGCGAUUAAAUCUCUCGAGUAGACGCUGUCUCUUUAGAUGCGAGGGCAAAAUAGCACUUUAUGGACUUCCACAGAGGACAUCAUGUUUAAUACGGUUCCGGAAAAAUCCAGUCAGAAGUUGUUCACGGAGUUUUCACAAUAACUGCUUCUCAUGAACCGAAGCUGGACGUCUCCUCCUGAAAGUUGGAUUACUGUGCACUUCUGGAUCACAGGCUAUUCGCAGCUGGACACAUCCUUCUACACUGUAUGCAAACAUGCAACAUCAUAACACACAGUACAAGGAGUCAGACUGGCAUAUGAGGAGCAAAGAUCGGGAAGCUGUGAAGGAGGUGCUGCCCGGCCUUCGCAGAGUCAGCGUGCCUCACAUCACCCUGACCACAGACACUCGUAGGCGGCCGAGGCGUACUGCGAGCCAGCACCCGUCUGGAUGCAGCUUCACGGACCGCGUUCAGGCGAACGGAGACGCCAUCGGCCAGCAUGAACACGGUAAGACUCCGCUUGUCAUUGUAACCUGCACUACUUGCCACAUGUACAGUUUAGCUUCUUCCGUCAGCAUAGAGGGGUUUACAUGUGCUAAGUGUAUUGAAGUAGUAAGGCUGACGGAGAAGGUUGCUGAACUAGAAGCGCGCAUCCGAACGCUAGUUGAGGACAGUAAGACCGCUAAUGUUAUUGUUACAAACACUGUUUCGGGUGCGCCUAGUGUUAAGCGUAAUACACAUGGCUCGGUUCCGACUUCAGAGUCAAGGCGGCUGACUAACUGGGUGACUGUCAGGCGGCAUAGUCACAUUCGGCACCCAAAUCACGCUCCUGUUUUAAUAUCAAACAGAUUUUCUCCACUCAGCAAUACACCGGCUGAGACGUCUGUUAAAAGUGCCCUGGUUAUUGGAGAUUCUAUACUCAGGAACGUUGACAUUGAGGCACCAGCCACCAUAGUCGAUUGUAUACCGGGAGCCAGAGCGUCUGACAUUAGAUCCAAAUUAAAAGUGCUGGCUAAUGCUAAACGUAAGUUUUCUAAGAUUGUUAUUCACGCCGGCACGAAUGACACCAGACUCCGCCAGUCGGAGAUCACCAAAGAUACUAUUAAAGAGGUGUGUGAAAUUGCAAAAACAAUGUCAGACAAUGUAAUUUGCUCUGGUCCCCUCCCCGCCUACCGGGGAGAUGAAACUUACAGUAGAUUAGUGUCUCUUCAUGGCUGGAUGUCAAAGUGGUGCCCUCAGCAUAACGUAGGGUUUAUAGACAAUUGGAAGCAUUUCCGGGGAAGACCUGACCUGCUAAAGAGAGAUGGCCUCCAUCCGUCUCCGGAAGGUAGUGCUAUACUCUCUAGAAAUCUGACCAAUAGUCUUACUUUUGAUAUAGUCUGACUAUCCAGGGCCCAGGUCAGGAAACAGACAGAUCGGCUUACCCAUCAGUCUGUUAGCUGCCUUGACAUGUCAAGAUCACAUAUAUCCCAGCACAUAGAGCCUUUUUUACCAGAGUACCAACACAUCUCGACUGUGUCUGUUCCUCGAACAAAUAAAUACAGAGCACCGUCUACCUCGUCUCGUACAAAUCUUAUUAACAUAAAAUUAGAACACAAUACACUAAAAGAUGAAACUCAAAUGUUAAAAUUCGGCCUUCUUAACAUUAGAUCGCUUACCAAUAAAGAACCUAUUAUCAAUGAAAUAAUUACUGACCAAAACUUAGAUGCACUCUGUUUAACAGAGACCUGGCUUAAAGCAGACGAUUACAUCAGUUUAAACGAAUCCACCCCACAAGACUAUUAUUAUAAACACGUUCCUCGCCUAAAAGGGAGAGGGGGUGGUGUAGCUACAAUAUACAACAAAAUGUUCAAAGUAAACCAUAAAUCAGAACUAAAAUUUAAUUUGUUUGAAAUAAUACUGUUAAACAUGGAAAUAACUGAUCGUAACAACAAACAGCUUUCGUUCAUUUUAGCUACCAUAUAUAGGCCUCCGGGCCACCACACAGAUUUUCUUAAAGAAAUAGCAGACUUCCUAUCUGAGCUUACAGUCACUGUAGACAAAGCUCUUAUCGUUGGUGAUUUUAACAUCCAUGUGGAUAACUCAAAAGAUGCAUUAGGACGUGCGUUUAUGGAUGUUCUAAAUUCUCUCGGUAUUAAACAAAACGUGUCUGGACCCACGCAUACUCGUAAGCACACAUUAGACUUAAUUCUGUCACUCGGACUCAAUAUUAAUGACAUCGAAAUAUCACCCCAGACCGAUGCCGUUUCAGACCAUUGCCUUGUGUCAUACACAAUACUUCUAGAUAGGACCGCUCAGUCUACAACAUGCUACAGAUUAGCCAGAACAAUAAUUUCCACCACUAAAGAUAGCUUUU
This is a messenger RNA of Paramisgurnus dabryanus, 2537 nucleotides long. NCBI's taxonomy places the organism in Eukaryota, Metazoa, Chordata, Actinopteri, Cypriniformes, Cobitidae. The record is from RefSeq and is a predicted model, not a curated record.